GGCUGGCUUGGCUGCUACUUUUCGAGUGGCGGCUGGCUUGACCGCAGUUUGAGACUGGCGUAGUUGAAUCACGUGUUUCACUUUCGUUUCCUUGAAAAGAAAACCACCACCACCUUUAAAGGUUGGGAGACCGUAAUACCGUUGGAAUAUUCCACAAAUCUCCGCCGAGAUGACAACACAACUGUCUAAUUUCAUCAUGCAGACUUUGUGUGACGACCAAGGCAGUUCGGAGUUCAGAGUCCUGAGACAGAAAUUGGAGCAGAGGUUUACUGGUGUUGGGGCGUCAGUCCUUCAGCGCGUUCUUUCGGACGAAGCCCGAAUAGCAGUGAAGAAAGGCGUCCUGGCCGUCGGUGCAGGUCAAAUAUUGAGCCAGGACUCUGUGAUCGUGGCCAAAACGUCUCUACGGAUCUGCCAGAAGAGACCUGGCGCCUGUCUCCAGUGUGAGAAUUUGCACCUUUGCAAGUUUUAUGUGUUGGGGGCCUGUAUGUUUGGAUCGAGGUGUAAACAUCCACACAUGUUGACUUGGCUACACAAUGCAGACCUGUUGAAGAAAUUUGACCUCCAACACCUUUCAGAGAAACAGCUGUUCCAACUCUUACUACAGAAUGACCCCUACCUACUUCCUGAGAUAUGCUCCCACUACAAUAUGGGCGAGGGUGAGAGCGGCUUCUGCACGUUCACCUGGAGGUGCCGCAAUCUUCACGUCUGCAAGCCCCAUUUCACCACAGGAGUCUGUAAACAAGGCUCAUCCUGUCCCAGGAUCCGUGAUGUUGAUACCAAGGCGCACAAGUGUUUUGAAAACAUCAGUCAAGAGAUGAUUAACAGUCUUCCAAAAGUCUACAAAAAUAAAUGCAUCAUCGGAGAUCAGCAGAAGAAUCCAGCCACUGCUGCUCUUGUAUUUUCAGAGUCGAGAUGUCCCGCCGGCUCACUGGGUGCAACUAAACCAGUGAGUGAUUCUGACAAGAAGGAACUCUGCCUCUUCUUCAUCAGAAAAUGCUGCACUUAUAAAGCAGAGAAAUGUGUCCGUCUCCACUGGCACUUACCUUAUAGAUGGCAGGUUUUGGACACCGGCGGUGUAACCUGGGAAGACUUUACCGAUAUGGAGGAGAUUGAGAAGGCCUACUGUGACCCAGCAAGAGAUUCAAGUUCCAUGGACCAGGCGUCGAACACAGAUUGGCUUCCAGCCAUCAAACCCCAGGCUCACAAAAGGCCGUCAGUUGACUUCAUGGGGAUGACUUGCAACGGCUCUUCUGUGCGUCGCUUGUCCACAGUCUCGUCUGUUACGAAGGCCGGUCACUUUAUUCUGACAACGCAGUGGCUCUGGUACUGGAAGGAUGACACUGGCAAAUGGCAGGAGUUUGGCCAGAGCGAGGUUAGCACGCCAGCCUCUCUCACUUCCGAAGCGCUGGAGAAUAUUUACUUGGCAGACCAAAAGACACAAGUGACUUUCAUUGCUGGCGGGCAUCAGUAUGUGAUGUACUUCAGAGAUAAAGCAGGAACUCAGCGUAUGUAUCAGGAAAAUAUAAAACACUCCACCAAGCGGGAGGUUCGAAGGAGGCCUCGCUUUGUGUCCUACCAUGAUGUGGAGGUGAUUUUGAAGAGCUCCAAGUCUUCCACAGAAGAGUUCCCUCCCCAUUGGGACAAAAAUGCCCUUCCCGACAUUGGAUUCAAGAUGGUGCCGCUUCCCAAAUCGACUGAGUACAACAGGAUUGAAUGUUUGUUCAAGGCAACGAUGCCAAACGUUACGAUCCAGAGUAUCAAGAGGAUCCAGAACCCUUAUCUGUGGACACGCUUUCAGAUGCAGAGAGAUCAGAUGAAGAAGAGAAAUGGAGGGAAAGCUGUCGCUGAGCAGUACUUGUUCCACGGGACUAAUUAUAACUUGAUCGACGCCAUCUGUGAGCAAAACUUUGACUGGAGGAUGAGCGGCAUCCACGGCACGGCCUUCGGCAAAGGAUGCUACUUUGCCAAACAGGCUUCUUACUCAAACCGAUAUUCCACAGCCAGAGGUGUGAACAAGAGUAUGUUUGUGGCUCUAGUCCUGGUAGGCGAGUACACCAAGGGAAGCAGCCACUUUACCCGCCCAGCAGCCAAAGGAAAGAGCACAACCCUUUAUGAUAGCUGUGUUGAUGAUGAGACAAGCCCCAAUAUUUUUGUCAUCUUUGAUAGUCAUCAGAUGUAUCCCGAGUACCUUAUUGACUACUCUGAGUAGCAAUAGCAGUAGUUGCUUAAGGUGAUUGGGGAGGAUUCUAAAGACUCUUUGUCUCCCUGACCUUGUGAAGUCAAAACGCUUUAACGAUCGUAGUGUUUUCAAUGAGAAUGUAGAAUGAUCACAACCCAUUGUGGGCCGCUUGUUCCCCUCAGUUGUUUGGAUUUCAUUAAAACAUUUAAUCCUACAUUAUGAAACCGCUGGCAUCCCAAAACAUUUUAACUGCAGAAUUCAUGACGUUCUUACAUCUUUAAAACCAAGUUUAAAAUAUAUAUAUAUUUUUUUUAACAUAAAAACAAUCAAUCUUAACCUUUGCGAUGAAGGCUUAAAUGCAAACGUAACUCAUGUCCAGGCUCUACCUUAUCUCAUAACAUUCUUAUUCGUCACGUGUAAAAAUAAGUUAACCACUGUGAAACAUGCAUGAGUGUGUUUGAAUCUUACUUUACAUAACUUCUGUUGUUUUUCCCCCCUUCUCUUAACUUCACUGGUUAGGGCUCCUCCUUCUUUUGGAGGUAGUGCACGACCAGAAAAAGAAAAUGUCUGCAGAGUUGAUAUUUUGAUGAUCGAUGAACUGGGGUCUCGCAUGAUGAUUAGCCAUAGUGUUGUAAAAGCAUUGCAAAAAAAAAACAAAAAAAGCAGAACACAUUCAAAAUCAUUCUUUUGACUCCUGAAUUGUACUGCUUUAAGGGUGUUGGAUUUCAGGUUCCACUACAUAAUGUUUACUGUGUGCAUGUUGUGCCAAUCAGAGCUCGAGUUUCAACAUUACUGUUGACUUAGAAUUGUUCUUUAACUUGAAAAAUGACUUGUUACAUUUGUUUUUUCAUGAUUUCAAAUAAACAAGCAUGACUUUUUUAA
Messenger RNA from Phyllopteryx taeniolatus (common seadragon), 3061 nucleotides. RefSeq names its product poly (ADP-ribose) polymerase family, member 12a (gene parp12a). Gene Ontology annotation, molecular function: NAD+ poly-ADP-ribosyltransferase activity; metal ion binding. The record is from RefSeq and is a predicted model, not a curated record. The coding region runs from base 170 to 2209 and encodes 679 amino acids. The transcript has 11 exons. NCBI's taxonomy places the organism in Eukaryota, Metazoa, Chordata, Actinopteri, Syngnathiformes, Syngnathidae.